Lepidothrix coronata (blue-crowned manakin) is the source of this 3490-nucleotide messenger RNA. RefSeq names its product exonuclease 3'-5' domain containing 3 (gene EXD3). The record is from RefSeq and is a predicted model, not a curated record. The transcript is spliced from 23 exons. Gene Ontology annotation, molecular function: nucleic acid binding; 3'-5' exonuclease activity. NCBI's taxonomy places the organism in Eukaryota, Metazoa, Chordata, Aves, Passeriformes, Pipridae. Gene Ontology annotation, biological process: nucleobase-containing compound metabolic process. Bases 236 to 3064 code for a protein of 942 amino acids.
UCCGGGGCCGCUCGGGUUUCCCGCGCGGAGCGGGGGAGCGGGGAGGGUUUGAGCGGCGGCCCGUUGUCUGAGGGCGCUUCCGGGCGGCGCAGCUCCGUGGUGGCAGUGGGACCCCCCCAGGCAUCCCUCAGCAGUUAACGCCUUCACCGUCCUUUGGGAAGCAAGAGCUUGGAGUGCCAUCUCUGAGUUUAGACCUCCAACCUCAGCAUCCUGAUCUGGUGCCGCCUUCGGGAGGAUGAAUCAGGACAGUGACUCAAGUGAUCAGCCCACGGGCCAGGACCCACUCCUAUUGCUGAAAACCCUUCAGCUUCUCUGGACAAAGCAAGAGCUGAGGAAGCAGCUCAAGGAAGAAAUCAGGCGGGGCUUUGCCGGACUGGAGGACCCUUUGGCAGGACUCCUGGCCAUGCUGGAGAACAGCAGUGAUUGGAAGGGGAAAGGGCAUUCCCUGGGGUAUUGCAUCACCACAGAGCUGCAGCUUUGGAUAAAAGAGCAUCCUGCUGUUCCACAGUCUGGCAUCCAGCUGAAGAAGCUGCAGGCCCGUGUGCUCAGAAUCCUCUCCCAGUGCCCAGCUAAUCUGCUUGACCCCCUGAUCAGCAUUUACCAGCUCCACACAGCAGACCGGAACUAUUUGCUUGAACAUGUCAGUCAUCUUUAUCUCAAGGGCGAUUACAAAGAGGCAGCCAUACUGAGUAUUAAGCUGAAAUUACAGCCAGAUCAAGAUGUGGAGAAGCCACAAGUUUACAUCCUGACCCUCUGCCCUAAUGUCGUAAAUCAGCGGCACUUGAGAACCCUGAACUACCUCUUUUACAAGAGAUUUGUUGAGAAAACCAUGACUGAGGAGAACUGGGCAGAUCAUGUUCAGAGCACAGCCGGGGACAGUCGCUGUCUCCAAGGGCACCUGGUGCAGCUGCUGCUCCGGCACUGCCCCGGGCGCGCGGCGUGGUGGGCGCGGCACUGGGGGCUGCCCAUGGACGUGCUACCUCCCAGCCUGGCUGAGGAGCUGCCAGAGCUUCACACCCAACAGAGGGUAGAAGAGGCCACAAAAGUAGAUAAUUAUGAAGACAGUAAGAAGAAGGACUGUUACCAGCUUCCUAUUUCACGGGAAAAUAUUCACUUCCUGCAGACAUGGGAAGAGACACUGCAGUGCUGGGAGAAGGUGCUGCAGCCUGGGCAGGUUGUUGGCGUUGACAUGGAGUGGAAGCCUUCCUUUGGCAUGGUGGGGAAGCCCCGUGUUGCCCUCCUCCAGAUGGCAGUGAAGGAUGAGGUGUUCCUGUUGGACCUGCCACGGCUCCUCGAGCAAGCUGAGCUGGAAGGGGAGAAGGAGAAGCUCCCCCGAUUCAUCCAGAUGCUCUAUUCAGAUGCUGCCAUCACUAAACUAGGUUAUGGGAUGUCUGGAGACCUCAGCAGCCUUGCAGCCACAUGUUCUGCUCUGAAAGACAUAGAGAAGCAACUGCAUGGUGUGGUGGAUCUACUCACAGUGGACAAACAACUGCAGAAGGGCUGCAGUGAGUGGAGGAAGGACGGCCGGAAGGUUGAUGGACUGUCCCCGGAGCACAGCCACGAGGAGAGAGGGGUCAGGCAGCAGGAGAAGGGACUCAGCCUCCUGGUGCACCAUGUGCUGGGGAAACCUCUGGAUAAAACAGAGCAGCUGUCAAACUGGGAGAAACGGCCUCUCCGGGAGGAGCAGAUCCUCUAUGCAGCCUCCGACGCGUACUGUUUGCUGGAGAUCUACGAGAGGCUCUGCAGGGACCCAGAGAGCUUUGGGCUGAGCUCAGACCUGAUGGAGAGUCUGGUGGGAAAACGGAGCAUAAAACCCAGGGCAAAGAAGCAGCUGAAUAAACAAGAAGCACUGUCACCUUCUGGACAGCAAUGCCAAGGAUCCCAGAUGGAGACCUCCCAUGCCCCCGCCUCUGUGUCCCCCAGGGAGUUCAGCGUGGUCUGUGACAACAUGCUGCAGGGUCUCGGGCGCUACCUGCGCUGCCUGGGUGUGGAUGUCCGGAUGCUGGACAACGAGGAUGACCACAGGAAAGCUGCUGAGAUUGCCCGACAGGAAGGAAGAGUCAUUUUAACCUCUGGACUCCCAUAUCAGACUCUGCGGUCCCAGGUGGGAGAAGGAAGGUGUUUCUCUGUGAACUGCUCAGAAAAGGCAAAAGAACAGGCCCUGCAGGUUCUGAAGCACUUCAACAUCCAGGUGUCUCUGAGCGAUAUCUUCAGCCGCUGCCAGGUGUGCAACUGCGACAAGUAUCUGAAGGUGCCCCGGGAGAGGAUGAGGCAGCUGGUGGAGGGCAGCAGGCAGGUGUCGCAGGAGCCCAGUGCAGGGGUUGGUGGCAGGGACCUGCUCUGCCCCCAGUUGUGGCUCAACACAUGGCGUGGGGAGUUCAGCACCCACAGUCCACAUCAGAACUGGCCCCUGUCCCCUGACUCCAGCCUAGGCCAUGUCAUCUCCAUCAUGUCACUGAAUAUGGAUUGGCAACCUUGCUGUUGGUUGUCCCAUAACACAACCAUGGGUGGGGGGCCCAGCCCAGCUUGGAGAACAGCCCUGCCUGACCUGCGACAGGGAGGAAAAACCAUUGCACCCAGUACAGCAGCAGCACUGGUGCAGUUACCAAGACUGGAACAGAUCCCAGGACACGGCAGAGGUGCCACACUCAGGGCAGGGAGUUGGUGGAUGCAGGUGACCGCCCCUUCUCCCAAAUUCAUGGGAUGCUCCUCCUUGGGAUGCAGGAUAGAGCCUGGACCCCCUGCAGUCUGCCCAGGGAGCCAGCUGUGCGAUGUCACCGUGCCAGCCCGUGACACAGCCCAGCCCGGCUGCACUGCGCACAGAGAGCAGCCAGAGGAGCUGGAGCAGCGAGGGGCAGAUGCAGUGCUGGGGGGAGGCACAGUCCUGCAGGUCGAUGCCAUCCCCCCCGGGGUGCUGGACAGAGCUGAGCUCACCGACUUCUACUGCUGCUCCUGCUGUGGGAAGGUGUUUUGGGAGGGGUCCCAUUUUGGACGUGUCGUGUCCCAGUUUCGGGAUGUUCUUGUGGCCUCGGGGGAUGCACAAAGCGUCUAUGAGCUGAGCUGAGGGAGGAUGCAGGGGCUUGACAGUGAGACAGGGAACUACACAAGGAACCUCAGCGGAUUUUGGGCCAUGGGUUUGCAGUAAGAGGCUGGAAGCAGGGGGGCUCUUGUUUUGGGAUCCAUCAUGGAGCACUGUCACAGUUGCACUAAUGGUUUGCAACAGCCAAAAAAUACGUGGCCUCUAUGUGAUCAUUAAAGCGGAGGUAGCCAGGGAAUGAACCCUUUGCUUUAUUUCUGCCCCUCUCCAGGCUGGGCAUGGCAAGAGGGUAUCAGAGCUCUCCAAACCAAAAUCACCACCAGUGCUGACCCCAUGGCACCCUCGCCCCAGUGCCCCUCUGCCUGGUCACUCAUGGUGGGGACCCAGGAGCUGCGUCCCCAACAGCAGCACAGGGGAGAGCAUCUCCAGUGCCUGGAGUGCUCCCAGCUUGUG